GCUCUCUCUCCCUUUCUCUCCAUAUAUCUGAUCAUACUAUCUAUUUUGCAAAUUCUCGCAGCCCUUGUCUCUCUCCACUUCUUGCAUCCCAUAUUGCAGGCUUUUGAUACUCCGCCGCACUACUCCGUACACUGCCUAAGCCAUCCGGUCCUGCAUUCGAUGGAUAAGAUAUCCCGACGAACCUUCUCCUUCGCCCUAUUACUCCUUCUCUCGGCUUCUGGCCGCGUCAGCUCACUUCAAAGGCAGUAGUCUCUGUCUGCGUUGUGGCCUGUUUGUCCUAGCUCGUCACUGGUGAUCAAGACAUCAUAUAUCCCCCGUUUGUGCUCCUGGCCCUUCGAUAAUCCGGAUCCUCCCUGUUGUCGUUGUUUCUUGUCAGCCUGCACGCCACUCUAGUUGAAGAAGAAAGAGGAUUGAGAAGCACUGGGUUUGGGUGUAGGUCGAUUGAGAUAAAGCGUCGCUUGGGAGGUUGAGGGACCGUAGGCUGCCAGUCGAAUAUUCGAAGAUUUGUUGCUCCUACCAUGCCGAACCGAGGUCGGACCCAGGCAGUGUGUCCAUCUCUCCAAGAUUCCAGGGUCAUGGAGGAAUAUACGAACAACUCAGGCACAGAAUCGCCUGUCAUCCUGACUCUUACCCCAGGUCCAGCUCUUGAGAUGCCCGAACCCCUUCGCGCCUCUGAUAUCCCAGAUGCUAUCCGAGAAGAAGAUGAAGAGACCGCAAGCGAACCACUUGAACCUAUCACUCCGAGAAGCACCACUCCUCCUCAUAUGUACCGCAACCCCAAAUCGGCCGCCAACUCCUCUCUUAAACAAGCUGCUCUCCCACACCCUUUAAUCAUCAACACAACCGCAACUCCUCCUUCCGCCCCAUCUGGCACGAAAUCUCCUGAUCGUUCACACGCUGGGACGUCUCCCCGCCGUCGUUCUUCGCACCUAAAAUCCGCCUCCAAAUCUCUCAAGUCGUUAUUCCGUCGGUCAAACUCGCUUUCUGCAGACGAACAGGCGAUAGAGCCGAACAAUCCUAGCCCCACGUAUUCGAAAUCUGGCCUCUUCUCAUCACUACGCAAGAAUUCUGUCAGUUCAACCGCGCAACACUCUCCCACAACAACCCAUUCCAACUCCCCACCAUCGCCUGCAUCGCCGUCCAGUACGAUCAACGCUGGUUUGAACCCGACGUUAGGGAUGUCGCAAACGGAUGGAAUACCAUACAAAAAACCCAUGCGAUCGUCUACUGGAUUGAGCCUAAGAGAACGAAGUAAGAUCAUAUUCGCUCCUACUCCCAAGCCUCAUCGAGAGGAGACAAGAAUACGAUCACCCAGCCUGGGUGAUGUCCAUAGACAGCCAGAGCGACCAGGAUUUUCGAUACCCGCAGUGUCGGGAGCCGGCUUGAAAGCGCGACGCAUGAGCGCGAGCCUUCCAGAUGGGUUCUUUGUUGAUACUUGCGACUUGCACGAGGAGUAUACCAACUCCAGUAGACUUCCGGGACGGAGGGGCAAAGAGGUUGGCAAAGGCGCGACUGCAACCGUAAAGAUCAUGUAUCGCAAGAGCGGUGACAAGGAUGUGCCUUACGCUGUGAAGGAGUUCAGAAAACGCGGUCAGAAAGAGGAUGAACAGGAGUAUGAACAAAAGGUCAAGUCGGAGUUUAGCAUCGCAAACAGCCUAGACCACCCGAACAUUGUGAAGACAUUCCGCCUUUGCACCCACAAUGGCCGAUGGAAUCAUGUGAUGGAGUAUUGUUCCUACGGAGAACUAUUUUCAUUGGUGCAAAAGGACUACCUUACUCCUCGGGAUAAUGCUUGCUUUUUCAAGCAAAUAAUGCGGGGUGUCGGAUACCUGCACGAAAAUGGCAUUGCCCAUCGUGAUAUUAAACUGGAAAAUCUGUUAUUGUCUGAUGAUGGCUACAUCAAGAUCACUGAUUUUGGUGUGUCUGAAGUGUUCAGUGGGAUACAUCCAGGCUUGCGCUCUGCAGGUGGCAUCUGUGGCAAAAACAUGGGCGAAGUCCGCCUGUGUGCUCCCGGAAUUUGCGGUAGCUUGCCAUAUAUCGCUCCUGAGGUUUUGGCCAAGAAAGGUGAUUAUGAUCCUCGACCUCUGGAUAUUUGGUCCUGUGCGAUCGUCUACCUUACACUUAAUUACCGAGGGAACCCGUGGCCCGCAGCUGACAACAAAUACACUAACUACGCGAGAUUUUUCGAAGGAUGGCAAACCUUUCUUCAGGCUGAUCCUGAGGGACUGGUAACGGAUGACAAAGCGCCUAAUUGCGGGCCUAUUUUUAGACGUUUGAACCAUUCCGGCAUGAAACGCCUCUUACUUCGAAUGUUGCACCCAGAUCCGACCAAGAGAAUCACGGUCGCCGAAGUCAUGAGCGAUCGGUACUUUAAGACCAUCGAAUGCUGCUCACCAGAUCGUGUCAAAGAUCCUUCAAAAGUGGUCACCGGCAUUGACGCAGCCGGCAAGGGAAGCUGUAAGCUCGCUAACAAGAUGGUGGUACAAAAGAUUCAUCACCAUUUUCCACCGGAGAAAAAGUAUCUCCCGCAGCACCGGUUUGAUAUGGGAGAGGGAUAUUAAUGACGAGAUGAACCGGGGUCAUCGAAUGGUUUCAAACUAAGGACCGACAUGUCGAGACUUUAAGCGACUAAACUCGUCGAAUUUGAUGACCUCCGUCUCUACGACUUUCUGAUUUGGAGCCUGGAUUAACUUUAAAUUCUUGUUGAUAUUUACCUACUGGAUGGGCUGAGUGGGUUUGACAUUCAUCCCCUAUUGCUAUCUGUUUCUUCGUGAUGAUGUCCUUGGGUCGGUGCUUUGCUAUGCAUCUGAUACGGCUUCUUGUUUCAGCACAAUGGCUUUAUUCUUUCAAUGCGUGUCUAUCCCUUUUGUUGGCGGUGCACUUAUCCAUCUUGGCCCAGACUCACCAGGUUCACACUUGUUGCUCUACCUACUCCUUGCCCGGAGAGCAAUCAUCUUUCCUCAGCCCUCGUCAUACAAAAAGUUCCCUUUGUUAUUUCAGAGCGUACCUGACAUACAUUCUUCCGAAAAUUCUUUGUCAGAGGUGGUUGUUUGCUUGGCAUGAUAAGGCAUAAUGUUUUCCACCUCUGUCCUAUGUGAGUUUUAGCUUUGCAGCAUGUUUAUUACUGGUUUACGGAUACUUUGGCUGCUGGAGUGGUAAACUUGUUAUGAUUGCAUUCUUUAAUCGAUUUUUUUUACUUUGAUGCAGCAUUAUAUUGUACUUGGUUUUCUUGUUUUUGACAGGGGUGGGGAAAAUAUAAUUAUAAUAUAUUCGAGCCGAUUAGACAUGUUUUCCUACCCAGUCCAUGCUGCUGACUUGCAAAUCACUUCACUUUUUUAUACCUUUCCCGCCCAGCUGUCUCCUUUUUUUUGACUUAUCUUGGUGUCUACAAAGCAGCUAAUACAUGUCUGCGGUACGCAGACGAAAUGGGAGAAGAUAUUCUUGG
Coccidioides immitis RS is the source of this 3445-nucleotide messenger RNA. Its product is annotated as HAL protein kinase. The record is from RefSeq and is a predicted model, not a curated record. Gene Ontology annotation, biological process: intracellular signal transduction; protein phosphorylation; intracellular monoatomic cation homeostasis. The transcript is spliced from 2 exons. Gene Ontology annotation, molecular function: ATP binding; protein serine/threonine kinase activity. Lineage: Eukaryota; Fungi; Ascomycota; Eurotiomycetes; Onygenales; Onygenaceae. Bases 519 to 2561 code for a protein of 680 amino acids.